AUGUCUUCAGUCCCGUAUUUCAAACUGAACACAGGCGCGUUGAUGCCCGCGGUCGGGCUGGGCGGCUGGAGCGGCGUUACGAAGGAGCAGCGCGCGGAGGCGACGGCUUGGAUGCUUACCGCCUUAGAAUCUGGCUAUAAGUUGAUCGAUACUGCAUGGGGAUACGGCACUGAGCAGUACGUUCGGGAAGCUAUUAAGCAGUCGGGUAUACCUCGAGAGAACAUUUGGAUUACCACCAAGUUGCCAUGGAACCAUCCGGGUUUGCGGGCCGUAGAAGAGUCCCUGCGAGACAGUCUGAACAAAUUGGGUACUGAAUAUGUCGAUUUGUACCUGUUGCACUGGCCCCAGGUGAUUGACUGGCCUGACGAGGACCCGGAGUAUGAUGGCCCCUUCGCUAUCCGUGAUUCUCCUACUUUCAAUGAAACGUGGGCCGGAAUGGAGAAAGUGUAUGCAGCCGGAAAGGCUAAGGCCAUUGGUGUCAGCAACUUCUCAGUGAAGAAUCUUGAGAAAUUGCUCACCACAGCCAAAGUGGUUCCCGCUGUCAAUCAGGUCGAACUGCACCCCUAUCUCGCACAGUCGGAGUUGAAAGCCUACUGUGACGUAAAGGGCAUUGUGUUGACGGCAUACACACCCACGGGUUACGCCACUGUGCGUUCCGACCCACUGAUCGUGGAGCUUGCAGAGAACUACAAGGUCACUCCCGGGCAAGUUGUUCUCGCAUGGCAUGUAGCGCGUGGAGUCUCUGUCGUACCCAAGAGUUCCAACGCCAAAAGGCAAAGGGAUAACAUCAACCUGUCGACAUUGGACCCGGAGGAUAUCAAGCGGAUCAAUGGUCUUGAUCGAAACGAACGUCUCUGCAACAAGCCUGACGAGAAGGGCCUUGUGUCCGGCUGGACCAUGGAGCAGAUGGGAUGGCCGAUAUGGUACAAGUCUGUCCUUCGUUUUACUCACGAUCCCACAGAUACCUCUGCCAUCAUGAACGUCACGUUGUCUCGACUUGAUUCUCUGUACCUCGCCAAGGUGGCCGAUCAGGCGGAAAGGUAUCACGAUGUGAUAGCCCAGCUCAAGACCGUUAUUUCAGCCAACGAUGCUCAACUUACCGUUGACGAGCGCAAUCUGCUGUCCAUCGCCUACAAGAACAUCACGUCCUCUCACCGCGGCAGUUGGCGCACUAUCGAUACAUUACAGAAGCACGCCCGCGGUGGCCUUGCGAAGCAUGUUGCACUCAUGCUAGUAGAAAAAGAGCGAAUCGAGCAGGACUUGGCCGACAUUUGCAGGGAUGCUGUGGACUUGCUGGAGCAGAUUCUGAUACCCGCUGCAAACUCUGGAGAAGAGAAAGUCUUCUAUUGCAAGAUGAAAGGCGACUACUAUCGGUAUCUCGCGGAGAUAUCACACCAAGAACUGCACGAGCAAUACUCGGCCAGUUCGCUUGAGGCGUACAAAUCUGCAUAUGGGCAUGCGCUGGGCACACUAGAGCCCGUGCAUCCCACACGUCUCGGCCUGGCGCUGAAUUUUGCUGUCUACUACCACGACAUCGUCGAGAGUCCUGAAAGGGCGUGUUUCAUCGCCAAGCAUGCCUUUGAUGAGGCGAUCGCUGUAGCAUCGGACCCGUCGUACUCUGGGCCAAGUCUAGAGGAUACUCUGGUGAUUCUUCAGCUUCUGAGGGAUGACUUGUUACUCUGGUCAGGGGAGAUUAGUACAGAGUAG
Messenger RNA from Sparassis crispa, 1707 nucleotides. RefSeq lists its product as hypothetical. Gene Ontology annotation, cellular component: cytosol. The coding region runs from base 1 to 1707 and encodes 568 amino acids. The transcript has 15 exons. NCBI's taxonomy places the organism in Eukaryota, Fungi, Basidiomycota, Agaricomycetes, Polyporales, Sparassidaceae. Gene Ontology annotation, molecular function: aldose reductase (NADPH) activity. The record is from RefSeq and is a predicted model, not a curated record.